Molecule: messenger RNA, 4996 nt
Organism: Poecilia latipinna (sailfin molly)
Lineage: Eukaryota; Metazoa; Chordata; Actinopteri; Cyprinodontiformes; Poeciliidae
Product: germ cell-specific gene 1-like protein
Exons: 7
Coding region: 1813-3114 (433 amino acids)
Cellular component (GO): plasma membrane
Source: RefSeq, a predicted model, not a curated record
AAGGUGCAUUUUGAAAACGCUUUCAUCUGUAAAUUAAGAAAUAUCAGCAACUUCUGAGUUGGAUAAAUGACAUAAAGUUAGAUGUGUGUAAUGUUUCACACCUGAAACAUGAUAAUGCUUGGACAGUUUGUGGUUUAGCAGUAGCAUGGCUCCCCCAUUUCUGGAGGCUACUGGUCCUUGAGGUAGCUGUUCGUGGAUCCUCUACCCUUUUACUGUCUGAAUACUGUAAAUAUCACACAAAAGCUUUUUAACAUAAUACAAUAUAGAAUGUGUUUUAAUUUCCCCCACUAGCCUGCAAAAUGGGACAUUGUCUUUUCGAUACCUUCUCAAAAUUUGACUUAAAGCUUCAUUUUGUUGACAGAGGAAACUUUGUCUUGUGGUUUGAACUUUUUUUAUUGUUUGAAUUCAUAAUCUUCCCUUAUUCUGCUAAUGAAUUGCCCAAAGACCCGCAUCUUUCCUCACUGAAACAAAUGCGCAAAGUGUAUUAUAACCUAACAACGUGGAAAAAAAAGUUCAAUAAUACCGUGACAAUCAGAUCCCUGACUAGUGUGUGUAAACAUCUGGCCACAACUGUGCAGCUGCACUGAAUUGUGUUGAAGGGUCAAAGCUUAAGAAGCAGCACGGACCAUCAGAGUUUAUCACUAACGCCCUCAUCCAGCUCCCAGCUGUUCCAUACCACGCCGUUAAAUGAGUCAUAUUGGGUCAGGUUGGAUGAGAGAGACAAGAAAUGAAGUCAACAAGAGAAAGGAAAAAGCUGUGAUGAUGGAGGGAUGGAUGCAGUACGAAGAGCGAAGGGGUGGGAAAGUAACAGAUGGACUUGGGCGGAUUAGAGCGAAUCUGGGUGGGUUUCUACUGGAAACCAGGAGCGAUGCAGGAAUCAAGAGAACAAUUCAGGAAACCUGAAUCUAUUAUUCAAGAAGGUAGAGGCAAACACAAAGUGAACGUUGUCUAGCCUACAGGCAUUGGUACAGCAUGAGAGUCACCGGGCAUUAAUCUCCUCCACCUUACCCAAGAUUAAAACAGAUUUACCGGACCCAGAGGCAGGCCUGAGAUCCUGGACUAAUCACUCCUUCUUUAACCAAAUCCCUCUCGGAGAGGUGAGGGAACAGGUUGAGAAGAGGGAUGUACCAUGAGGCUGGACCUGAUUAGAUGUAAAAUCCGGAUUCUAAGAUUUAAAUCUGCCUUGGAGCGGGAAGAAGAACUCAUCAGGAAGACGGAUAUGUGAGGAGCCUCGAGGCAACAUGAAACACAGCUAGACAGGCGGCUGGUGCUGUAAUACUCUCAAGAAACAAAGAUCUUAAAUUUAAAUCUGAUAACCUGCUUUGUUCGCCUGCUAAAUCCCAAGUUUCUGUAACAGACACUACAGCUGGGAUCCUCCAGCUUCGAUAAGGACGCAACAGCUGGAGCUCCUCAUGCAACCUCCAGUCGUCGGCACAUCUGCCGCAACUUGAUUAAAACUCAACACUUUCUUUCCCUCUCUGUCCUCUGACCUCUCAUCAGAUAUCUUUCCUCAGAUCCCGCCCUCCUUCCAACUCUUCACCACUGCUCAUCUUCCUCACUUUUGUUUCUCUUCUGAAACAUCCUUAAUCUCCUUAUUUUCUCCUCUUCUGCCCUCCAUGAGUCACUCUCAAACUUCUAAUCAACCUUCCAUGCUUCUUACUUUUCACAAAUAGUCCUAAUCUUGAUCUUGAGGAUGCUUCAGCCUGCUGACCUUCAUCCCAAUAGGUCACCAAAACCGGUUGCCAUCGAGGUAAAACCGACCCGCCGCCUGCCACGUUUCUCCUCUGGCUUCAGUCCGGUUGAGCAGUAACAAUGCUGGAGAAAAUGUCCAGACGUAACCGGACCCUGCUGUCCCUGGGUCUCACCUCUCUGGCCCUGACGAUGUCCGUGUCAGCCUUCUGCAGUUCCUACUGGUGUGUAGGGACACACAAAGUGGUGAAGCCGAUCUGCCUGUCACCGGUCAAGAUGAAGAACUGUGGAAAGAACAACAGCCAGCCGUACACAACAGAGGCUCCCACCCCGAACCCGGAGUCCAACGUGACGCUGUCUCCCCAGCAGAAGGAGGAACUGGCCCUGAUAAGGAAAAAGCAGUUGGCCAAUGCCGUGCAGUAUCUGUGGGAAACGGGCGAGGACAAGUACAUGCUGAGAUAUUUUCACACGGGUUUCUGGCUUUCCUGUGAAAAACACAAUGAAGGAGAUGAUCAGGAAGAAAAGUGCCGCAGCUUCAUUGAACUCACCCCAGGAGAGACACAAGGUGUGCUGUGGCUGUCUGUGAUCAGUGAGUUCAUGUACAUCAGUCUUCUGGCGAUGGGUUUCCUCCUGAUGUGUGUCGAAGCGAUGUGCCUCUGUGCCAAGAAGGAGAUGAGCUCCCUGAAGAUCAACGCCUUCGCUGCAAUGUGCACCGUCCUUUCAGGUAUGAUGGGGAUGGUAGCCCAUAUGAUGUACACCACAGUGUUUCAGAUGACAGUGAGCAUCGGACCAAAAGACUGGAGGCCACAGUCUUGGGACUAUGGAUGGUCUUUUGCGUUAGCAUGGCUUUCCUUCAGCUGUUGCAUGGCAGCGGCUGUGGCAACACUCAACUCGUACACCAAGACCAUCAUUGAGAUGAAGCACAGAGCCAGGUUGAGGCUGGAGGAAGCCCGAGCUGCUACCAUCGCCCCGUCCUAUGAGGAGGUUGUUCGAGCCGGAGGCGGAGGGCUUUACUCAGUCAGCCAGCUGCUUCAUCUCGGCCAGCAGGGGGCCCUCAUGGAUCCACUGUGGCCAAGAGGAGUGGGACCGGCGGUUGGACCUUUGGCAUGCGGUGCUGGUGGGGCCCUGCUGGUUGGAGGUGGAGUCGGGGGCAUCGGCAUGGGAACAGGAGGAGUUGUAGCUGGAGGAAGCACAGCCAUAGGAGGAGCAGGUGUUGGAGGAAGUGGAGUUGGGAUGGGAAUGGGAAGCACUGGUGGGACAAUGGGGGCGAUGGGAGGAGGUGGAAUGGGAACAGGAAGAAUGGUGGACGCUCACGGGGUCGUAGUUGUGGAGGGAUGCGCCACAGAAGGAUGUGAGGAGUGUGAGCGAGAGAUGGAUGAGAUAGAUUACACUCUGCAGGAGGAAAGAGAGGACUCCAUCUGCUAGGACUUACAGGGCUAAAGACUGGAAAACAACACAAGACUUGAAGAAUCACCUGUACUAGGUUUUUUGUACAUAAACUGUCUUCGAGUUUUUAGAUGUUAGCUGUGUCAGUUUCAUGAUCACUAGACUAAGAUUUCCAAACAUAAAUGGCUUGACUAAAGUUUUUUUUUUUAUCAUGUUUUGUCAUGCCUCUGAAGUUUGAAGUUUGGAUUUAUUCGUAUUGCAGUCACAUAAUAAAUAUCUCUCAAGUCUUCUUGAAGAGCUGGUGAGUAUUGUCACAGUAAACCUACAGCAAAGAUAAUAAAAUAUCUUCAAAGUGGUACAGAAAAAAAGACAAAAAGAAAAAGUCACGUGGGGCGAACUAUCGGUGACAUCAACACAAGCACAGCUCUGAAGUCAAACUCAUCUAUUACUUAGAGUCAUGGUGAAAUGGAAGUGCCCUCUUUCUGGUUUCAGUCAAUAAAUGAUCUGGCUUUAUACCAUAAUUUAUUUAACUAUAGCCUCAAGUAUACAAAACCAAACACCAAAGAUUUCAUAUAUUUUAAGAGAAUUGUCUGUAAUGCUUUAGAUUUAGCCUAAUCUUGCUCAUACUCAUAUAAGGACAUUUGCUGGUAAUUAAUCUAAGACUGGUAAAUCCAAGAGAUUUUGUGAAUACAUGUGACAAGCUGGUCAUAGUGGACAUUUCACAGCAGCGUCUUUAAGUUUACUCAUCAUUAUCAACUGAACCAGGUUACUUGUGUAAAACUAGCCUUACACUGACUUUUUAUGUGAAUGAAUGUGUUUUAUCAGUGAUUUAGAUAAUCAGAAUUCAAAAUUACAUCUUCUCAGGGCAAUUGAUUUUAGUCAUGUACUUUUUAGCCACAACUGUUCAGAAACACUUAUGGAGAUGACAGCAGUUGCAAAUAUACACAUUUAGUUAUGACAAAGUGACAAGAGACGUUUUGAAUUUAGCGUGGCAUGGAUGCCCUGCUGCCUCCUGUUGCAACAAGUGCAGGUCUGAAAAAUAAAAAAAACUAAAUUGUUCUGAUUUAAUUUUUAUUAGAGUUCUGCAAAAAAUGUGGGUAAAAUGGUAUUAUUUCUUUUAUUUAGAGGGGUGGGGGUUGGGUUGGGUGUUGGAGCCUGGGAGUACAGUGACUCAGUUGAGGCGCUUUGGACAUCUGGUCAGGCUGACCCCUGGGUGCCCCCCUCUCAGGGCAUUUUAGGGCAGACCCAGAGUCAGAUAGAUGGACUCUAUAAAAGCUUGGGAAAAGCUUUGUGUCCCACAGAAUAAGAGUUUCAUUGUUUUUUCUCCUAGACCGGAGACCCUGACGAUCCAAUCUCAAAUAAACUGACGACACAGGAUGCAUGUUUUGGUCAAAUAUUCUCAAUCAACACAGAUUUUUCAAAAAACACAAACUGCUAAGCAGUGUCAAGAACUUUCUGGGAAAAUUAUAGAGUGUGAUUGCUGCUGUAUGGUUUGGUUUCUGCUUCUGAGAACGUGAAAAAGUCUGUCUAGGAAUACUGAAAAAAGUGAGAUGUCUGUGGCAGAGAGGUCUGGAUUUUGAGACAGAUGUUUUUAGAUGUUGGACAGAAGAUUAUGUCAGUAAUCUCUACCAGUGAUGGAAAUAAGACAGCAAGAGAGAGAGGGAUUGAUUUAAUUCAGGCAGUGAGGCGGAGAUAAAGUCAACUCUAAAGUUAUCGAAUGGCACUGUAUGAGGACAGUAAUUAAAAAUGUAAUUUAGGAGGUUAGAUAAUGCAGCAGUUAUGCAACCUCAACCAUAUGGGCAGUAACCAGCUCCUGUAACAAUAAUUAGCAGCAGAAUAAUGUUGACCACAGCAUUUUGCUUUUCUAAUAAAUAUUUAUGAUUUUUCAUAAACUGAAACACAAAUCAGUUCCUCUGACUGA